This is a messenger RNA of Cucumis sativus (cucumber), 998 nucleotides long. RefSeq names its product abscisic acid receptor PYL2. The coding region runs from base 136 to 717 and encodes 193 amino acids. The transcript has 2 exons. The record is from RefSeq and is a predicted model, not a curated record. Gene Ontology annotation, molecular function: abscisic acid binding; protein phosphatase inhibitor activity; signaling receptor activity. Gene Ontology annotation, biological process: abscisic acid-activated signaling pathway. NCBI's taxonomy places the organism in Eukaryota, Viridiplantae, Streptophyta, Magnoliopsida, Cucurbitales, Cucurbitaceae. Gene Ontology annotation, cellular component: nucleus; cytoplasm.
UCCAUUCGUCAGCACAGCAAAAUGGCUCAAAGCAGCGUUGCGUUAAAGAAUCCCCGAAAUUGGAGUGUUUGUGUUUCUCAUUGAGAUAUGUUUCAUUUAAAUGUAAUAUUUUGAUUGUGAUAAUCAUUUGAAUCAAUGGCGGCGAAGAAAACGUCACCUUUGCCAGGAUUAGAAGCUGAUGAAUACCAAGAACUUCAACCCCUCAUUCAAACUUACCACAAAUUUGAACCUUCUCCUAACACUACCACUUCUCUCAUCACCCAACGUAUCGACGCUCCUCUCGACGCCGUCUGGCCUUUCGUUCGCAGCUUCGAUAAUCCCCAAAAGUACAAGCACUUCAUCAAAAGCUGCAAAAUGUCAGCCGGGGAUGGCGGGGUCGGCAGCAUUAGAGAGGUGACGGUGGUUUCCGGCCUUCCGGCAUCAACGAGCACAGAAAGGCUAGAGAUUUUGGACGAUGAGAAGCAUAUAUUAAGCUUCAGGGUGGUGGGAGGAGAGCACCGGCUGAACAAUUACCGAUCAGUGACGUCGGUGAACGAGUUCAACAAAGACAGCAAAGUUUACACCAUCGUUUUGGAGUCUUACAUCGUUGACAUACCAGAAGGGAACACCGGUGAGGAUACCAAAAUGUUCGUCGACACUGUCAUCAAACUGAAUCUUCAAAAACUUGCUGGGGUUGCCACUGCCUCUCAGCAUGAACAUGAACAUGAACAUGAAUAGUGGCGGCGGCGGAGAUCUCUGCCGGCAGCAGAUGGGAUGGAACUUUUUUUUUCUUCUUCUUCCUUAAAUGUUCGUAUGAUGAUUAGUUGAUGGGUCGGUUUGUUUUUUUGCAAGUUGAAUUUAGCUUGUUCUUAUUUAUUGGGUUGGCCGAUUAUGGAUUGGUUGGUUGGGAGAAUUAGAAAGAGAUCAUAUUAUUCAUAUUAUAUUUUAUAUAUAUUUCCACAAAUAUUGUCUUAAUUCAUCUUUUAUCAAUAAAAGAUUUUAUGUAUUUUCUUCCUCUA